Rhineura floridana is the source of this 900-nucleotide messenger RNA. It is a transcript of the gene PRDX2, whose product is annotated as peroxiredoxin 2. Gene Ontology annotation, molecular function: thioredoxin peroxidase activity. Gene Ontology annotation, biological process: cellular response to stress; leukocyte activation; cell redox homeostasis. The transcript has 6 exons. The record is from RefSeq and is a predicted model, not a curated record. Bases 95 to 691 code for a protein of 198 amino acids. Gene Ontology annotation, cellular component: cytosol. Lineage: Eukaryota; Metazoa; Chordata; Lepidosauria; Squamata; Rhineuridae.
AGCAACUGCGGCUUCUUCUGCUGGAGUCACGCCUCCUCGCUUUGAAAACUGAUCGUCUUUUCUUGUUGACGGCGGUACGUGAACAAGUAGAAAAAUGGCCUCUGGUAAAGCACACAUUGGGAAACCAGUUCCAGACUUCCAUGCCACAGCAGUGGUGGACGGAGCCAUUAAGGAAAUAAAGCUGUCAGACUACAAAGGCAAAUAUGUGGUUCUCUUCUUCUAUCCACUGGAUUUCACCUUCGUCUGUCCCACAGAGAUCAUAGCUUUCAGUGAUCGAGUUGAGGAGUUCCGCAAGAUCAACUGUGAGGUUAUUGCUGCCUCUGUUGACUCUCAGUUCACCCACUUGGCCUGGAUCAAUACACCAAGAAAGGAGGGAGGCUUGGGAUCUGCAAAUAUUCCACUUGUGGCAGACAUCAACCACAAUAUUUGCAAGGACUAUGGAGUGCUCAAGGAAGAAGAUGGCAUUGCAUACAGAGGCCUAUUCAUAAUUGAUGAUAAAGGCAUCUUGCGGCAGAUCACAGUGAAUGACCUACCUGUGGGGCGUUCUGUGGAUGAGACAUUGCGUCUGGUACAGGCUUUCCAGUUCACAGACCAGCAUGGUGAAGUGUGCCCAGCUGGCUGGCAACCUGGUGGUGACACCAUCAAGCCCACAGUGAAAGACAGCAAGACUUUCUUUGCCAAGCAAAAGUAGAUGUGCCUAGCUGAAUGGAUCUGGUCUAAUGUGAAGGGAUUAUUCAUACUGAAUCUUUCCCAUCUGGCUCUCCCAAGGAGCUGUCUUCUAGAGAGUUGAACUACAAAAGCGUCUCCCAUGAGUAGUUAUUCACAGAACUAGCUUGAAUGUAAGUUUUGAGUUUGGAUACCUUUAUGUUCAUGCUUCAAUAAAAGUGGUGAUUAAAAUAA